Solea senegalensis (Senegalese sole) is the source of this 2298-nucleotide messenger RNA. It is a transcript of the gene sdf2, whose product is annotated as stromal cell-derived factor 2. The coding region runs from base 63 to 743 and encodes 226 amino acids. The transcript has 3 exons. Lineage: Eukaryota; Metazoa; Chordata; Actinopteri; Pleuronectiformes; Soleidae. The record is from RefSeq and is a predicted model, not a curated record.
GUAAAUAAUACACAUCUCUGUGAGCUGUGCGGGAGCUGUAAGUGGUUUUGGUUUUAGUCGGAAUGGGUAAAUUACACUAUGGGUUUCUCUUACACGACCCACCAAUCGUUUUCGUAUUGUUUUCUUUUAUACUUGGACUCUCAUUCGGUACGGAACUGAGUUUUGUGACGUGCGGAUCAGUCGUUAAACUGUUAAAUCUUAAGCACAACGUCAGACUACACUCACACGACGUCCGAUACGGCUCCGGUAGUGGGCAGCAGUCUGUAACAGGGGUCACUGCAGUGGAAGACAGCAACAGCUACUGGAGUGUCCGUGGAACAAGUGACGCCUUCUGCCAGCGCGGUACUCCAGUACAGUGUGGUCAGACGAUUCGCCUCACCCAUGUCAACACGGGUCGAAACCUGCACAGCCACUAUUUCGCCUCGCCGCUGUCCUCUAACCAGGAGGUGAGUGCUUUUGGUGAGGAGGGGGAAGGAGACCACCUGGACGAGUGGACAGUCCAGUGUGGCGGAUCUGUGUGGAAACGUGAGGAGGCGGUCCGCUUCCGCCACAAGGCCACCGAAGCACUGCUGUCGGUGACAGGGGAGCAGUACGGGCGGCCAAUCCACGGUCAGAGGGAGGUCCAUGCCAUGCUGGGCCCCACCCAGCACAGCCUGUGGAAGGCGAUGGAGGGCAUCUUCAUGAAGCCCAGCGAGAGCCUGGCGGGCAGCCGAGACUACAGCCACCCACACACGGAAUUCUGAUCUUUUCUUUUUCUUUUUCUUUCUUUCUCUUCUUAUUUCUCCUCACUGUCUGCAAGGCUGAACAAUAAGCAAAAAAGAACAAACAAAAAUUUAAUUUUUUUUAAAUCGUACUGCAAUAUGAGCCAUGAUUUUAAUGGAGCUUUUGAUUAAAAGGAUCAAUACCAACAUCUGGAGAAUAUGAUAUGUGGUUGCCUUUUUAAUUUUUAAUAUUAGAAUGUGAAAUAUUCACUUUUUAUAAGCAAAAGUUGCUGCUCCUGCAGUUUGGAUAUUGCACUUGGCCAUUUUAUCAUUUUAAUACUUUAAUGAAUUGUUCAGGCCUUCCGGCUUCCUCCAUAUUCCUUCCCUUCUCGCUUGUUUGCAUCUUUACCAGUGGCCUCCAGAUGCAUCUCUGUCCCCGACUCUCCCGUCUCAUUAUUUCUCUCUCAUUAACCUUAUGACUGUCAUCUCUUGAAGAGACUGUGCCAAAGUCUGUCAUGGAUCAGGGUAAAACAAUUACAUCAUCUGGUAAUGAGUCCACUCAAAGCUCUCUGAUUCUCAGUAGUGUUUUCAGAUACAUAUCCACAGUAGGGGAGGGAAGUUGUUGUUCGAUAUACAUGGGCACCAAAUUUUGAUUUUGUUAUAUUUAAAAAUAUACAGUGCUCUAAACAGAUUUCCCCGCCAAUUCGUCACGACUUAAUGACUCCUCGCAGUGGAGCUUAUCACAGGAAUGAGGUUAAAAUGAAGAGAAGUUGACUGCAGCGCAAAGGGCAGACAACUCCUCCAAAUCCUGUACUCUGUAUUAAAGAAUGAUACAUUAUAUUAUUGUCAGUGUUGGCCAUGUAUCGUGAGUUCAACAUCCACUCCAUGUCAACUUUGUAUGGUGUGGAGAUCAAUCUGAAAAGACUGCGUCAGAGAUCCAGCAGCUACACUACACUUCACCAGUGUUAUUUUUGGUUCACACUUUUAAUUCACCUUUACAAAGGUGUAAAAAGAACAAAAAGUAUUAUCUUCUUAGCUGUUCCUAAUGGUUAAAGAACUAGUAUCUAGUAGCAGUGACACUACAGAGUUUUUCCAGAUCAGCACAUUUAAGUUAAGUCACGUUUUUUAGACUAGGAAACACAUUGUUACACUAGUGCCUUUGCCUUGCUUUUUUUAAAAUGAAGUAGGUGUUUGCAUUGUGGAUCAUUUUAAACCUGUGGAAACAUAUUUCUAUGGUGUUUACUCAAGCAAUCAUAAGCAGUGUUACGAUGGUAAAUACAUUUUUCCUUUGAGUCAGAUUCAGUUCAGUUCCAAAAAAAAAAAAGAUUCUGCACUAAGUGACGUGAGAGACUAAACAAUUUUGUCUGUGGUGGUUUGUUCUUUUUUUGUUUUCUUUACACAAAUGACAUCACUGAACUGGAUCCUGCUUGUAUUUAAGUAUUUGUGUCAGCAGUUAAGUGCUGGGUCGAGGUGUUUUUACAUUCAUGUCCGUGUAUGUCGUGUACGCAUUAUGUGUCGGAUCAAACUUGGUUUCAGAGGUUUAUACAAACAACAAACCUGCAAGGAAUACCUCAUAUUAAAGAACACUUUUAUGCAA